AUGGCUUCGGGUCGCGGGGUGUGUCUGCGGAGCUUCCUGCGGGGCCUGGAGCGGCUCUCCGCUCCGGCAGGUGAGGGACUGGGACCGGGUCUCACCGCUGGAGGACAGCUGGUCGGCUCCGGGGGGGAGGAGCGGAGGACGCGGAGAUGCGCAGCCGCAGGAAGGGGCUCUGUUAGCGGGACAGAGCUCAGCAGUCUGGAAGAGACAAUGCAGGAACCAGCCUUUCUGGAAACAAACUCUCUAAGCUUAUUGGAAAGCCUGCCGUCAGAGAUCCUGGUGAAAAUCUUGUCGUUUCUGGACGUCUCCUCGCUGCUCCGCGUCGCCGAAGUCAACAAGCUCUUCCACCAGCUCGCCAACGACGAUGGGAUUUGGUUUCGGGUUUACACGUCGGCGUUCAGCUGUAGGAUGUGGCCGCUGGCGCAGUGGUCGGCGAGUUGCUGGAAGAAGAGGUUCUUCAGGACGGUGGCCAAUCAUCACUUCCAUUGGUGGAGGAAGGAGCUGAAGGCGGUGAACGCCUACACCGGCCUGCCUCAGCAGACGGAACACGUCCUCAGGAGCAUGACGGUGAGCUGGGAGCUGAGGCUGCGUGACCGGAACGGACGGGAGCGCCGGCACCGGCAGAGCCGAGCCGUGUUCACCAAGACCGCGCUGAUCCUCCGCUGGAGCGGCGCCGGCCUCCCCAGAUACCCCACCAUCAGCAGCCUGCAGCUGCACGCCGUCCACACGGGGGCGCAAUACACACUGGGGCACACCAUACCCGGCUGGUCCUCCCUCUUGCUGGACCUGGAUGUGGGUUCUGCUCCGUCUCAGAUCCUGGGUAAAGACCGCCUGGUGGUUCUGAGGAGUUUACCACAUGGCGUCGUCGUGGGAACCUGGAGGGGUGACAACAAAGUGGCCUUCAUCAUGGUCAGCCUGCACUUCCACAGACUGGUGGAGAAGAGUUUCAUGGGCUCUCCUUCCUGCCCGUACUCCGAACCCGUGACCCCUCGUCUCACCGACCGCUUGGACCCCGAGGUCGGCCUGCGAGGCUACGCGCUGCACUUCGUCCUGCACGACGCCAACACAGACAUCAUGCUGAGAUACUUCCGCCAUCUCUCCAGUUGCCCAUCUCGGAUCCUGGACGGUCUGGUGGAGUUGAGCGCCGUCAGCAGCACCGCCACCCCCCUCCACACCUCGCUGUCCGGAGGCGUGAGGAUGCUGUGGAGGAGCUGCUGUUUGGACGGCUCCGUGGAGAACUGCUGCUUCAUGACGCUGACGCUGCUGGACGGCUUUCAGGAGCCCUUCUGGUGCGAGAGCGCCCCCGUCUGCAUCCAGCAGGUCCUGGACGAGCAGUCGGACUACGUGGGCGACCACUUCCUGAUGGAUCACCGCAGUGCCCACGGGCAGCUGAGGAUGAAGCUGGUGUGGCUGAAGGACCAGAGGCAGUUCUUCCUCAUCGGCCUCGACGUCUACAUCUCCGUCCUGAAAGUGAACAAGCACUUUGGAACCACAUACUGA
This is a messenger RNA of Salarias fasciatus (jewelled blenny), 1497 nucleotides long. RefSeq names its product F-box only protein 15-like. Lineage: Eukaryota; Metazoa; Chordata; Actinopteri; Blenniiformes; Blenniidae. Bases 1 to 1497 code for a protein of 498 amino acids. The record is from RefSeq and is a predicted model, not a curated record. The transcript is spliced from 10 exons. Gene Ontology annotation, cellular component: SCF ubiquitin ligase complex. Gene Ontology annotation, molecular function: protein binding.